AUGGGUUCUUUACAGUCGAAAGUCGACGUUGAUACCAUACAUAACGAGGUAACUUCCACACCAGUUAUGAUCUACACCAAGGACGGUUGCAGUUUCUGUACGAGAGCGAAAGAAUUGUUGAACAAAGAGAAAAUAGAAUAUAAGGAAUGUAAUGUAGAUCGAUUAAAGGAAGAGAAUCCAAAAGAAUAUAAACCUCGUGUAAAUGGAUUGGUGUAUAUGACGAAGCAGACAACAAUGCCACAAGUUUUCAUAUGUGGACGUUUUGUUGGUGGAUUUACGGAUCUCGAUAAGUUACGUGAAACGCGGAAACUCUGGGAAGAAUUGGCGCAGUGCACCGGUGAAAACGAUCCCAGACGAGAGAAAUGA
Necator americanus (New World hookworm) is the source of this 366-nucleotide messenger RNA. RefSeq lists its product as uncharacterized. The transcript has 4 exons. NCBI's taxonomy places the organism in Eukaryota, Metazoa, Nematoda, Chromadorea, Rhabditida, Ancylostomatidae. The coding region runs from base 1 to 366 and encodes 121 amino acids. The record is from RefSeq and is a predicted model, not a curated record. Gene Ontology annotation, cellular component: mitochondrion. Gene Ontology annotation, molecular function: protein-disulfide reductase activity.